Messenger RNA from Symbiodinium natans, 3425 nucleotides. NCBI's taxonomy places the organism in Eukaryota, Dinophyceae, Suessiales, Symbiodiniaceae. The record is from the annotation of a GenBank genome assembly.
AUGUUGUUGGAAGCUGCCUUCAAAGUCGUAAUGGCCUUCAGCGGUCCUGCAGUCAUUGCUGGCGAUCUGAACACAACGCUCGACACCUUGCCUGCUUGGGAUCUCCUCCAAAACUCUGGCUGGAUCGAUGCGGCCCAGUGGUCAGCGCAGGCCCUCAGGCAUCCAUUGCAACCAACUUGCCGAGAUGCGACUAGGCACUCUUUCAUAUUGGUGAACCCUAAAGCUGCGCAGGCUUUGCGCGUUGCCGAUGUUGUUUCGGAUUUCUAUUUUGAUUCGCACCCGCUGCUUUUGGGCUGCUUUGAUUUGGAAGUGUUCAAGGCGCCUCGCUGGAAAUGUCUCUUGCCAAAAGCAUUUGAUAAGGUGCUGUUAGAUUCCAAUAUGCUGGAGAGUUCUGCAGCAAAUGUGUCCUCUCGUCUAACAGACGUAGUGUCGGAUUGCAUUCUGUCUAACAACUUGGCCAAAGGCUUUCAAUGCUGGGCGCAGGAGUGCGAGUCUGUUUUCAUGAGCUCGGCUGUGUGGUCGGAUGGCCAGCCACGUAAACUCCCUCCUGGAUACCGCGGGCGCUGCCACAAGUUCAAACCAGUCCAACAGCCUUGCUCUGUUCCUUUGUUUCCCAAGGCUCGUGAUGGCGACUUUGAUGCAGCCUUGACUCAAGGAAACAUUUUCCUGCGCAGGCUCUUGCGGCAGGUUCACAGGCUGCAGUCGCUCUGCCGGCUCACGAAGCGUAUCCUUGUGCAGGCUUUGCCCCCAAAUCACGGUUGCGUCCGAAGUGCUGCGCAGCUGUGGGAGGCCUGUAAGGCUGCUAAAGGAUUUCCUGGGUCCUUUUGUCAGUGGCUUUUGUUCGAUAAAGGCGUUUUCAUGCCAAUGGCUUGCCCCCCCUUACCCUUGUGUGAGGAAAUUUACACUGUGGUGAGGGACUUUUUUGAAUCACAGCAACGACAGUACAUUCUUACAAAGGCCGCAGAAACGCGUGAGGAACUCAUUCUGGAUUGGAAGCGCGGCGCGGGUGGCAAGGCUUUCGCGCAGCUGCGAUCCUUCGAUCAACCCCCAUUAUCUCACGUAGUGCAAGAAAUACCUUUGUCUUGCCGCAGGGUCCGGUGGCCCAAGAGUGGCCGAACCAAAAUACCUCUACAGUCACUUCCGGACAUCCGUGUCGGAGACGUUCUGGAGUAUCAUGGGCAGGAGUUCCUGGUCCAACGUGUCCAUGCUGGGGCAGUGUCGGUCUUCCCCCGGCUUUCACCUCGCGAGUGGCCUCCUCGCAUUCUUCUUAAGAAAACGCUGGUUGACCCCGCUGAAGCUGAUGUUGAAAUCAGACACACCUGGGGGCAGUGGUUUCACAGAGAUGCUUCAACCUCCUUAGAUGACUGGGACGACGCCAUCUCCUUCAUUGAGGGAACGCUCCGGCCCUUUGAGCCCAUGCCAUACACUCAUUUUGAUGUAAGAAAAUGGACUCAUCUGUUGAAAGGUGUCUCGACAAAGUCUGCACGUGGUUCAUGCGGUUUCACUGUUAAGGAACUUAAGUUGAUUCCAGCAUCCAUGUUGCCAGCGCUUUUUGAGCUUUUUCAUGCAUUAGAGGAAGGGGCGUCGUGGCCUGAGUCCCUCGUUUUUGCUAUGGUAAUUUGUCUGCCCAAGAUUGAAGGUUCGUGCACUGCGCUACAAAUCCGACCGAUAACCAUCUUGAGCCGACUGUAUCGCUGCUGGGCACGAUACAGAUCAACCGAAAUUGCUGAGUGGAUGUCAUCUAAAUUGCCGCCCACGCUUGCCGGGGGAGUCAAGGGCAUGUCCGUCACGGACAUUAAUGCCAUGAUGGCCCUUUACUUGGAGACUAGUUUUAGCCAAGGUUUGUCUCGGUUAGGCGGUGUGUUUGACAUCAUCAAGUGUUUUAACGCCCUGCCUCGCGCUCCACUGCUUUGGCUGAUGCUCUAUCUCGGGAUCAACCCGUGUUACGUUGAAGCGUACGAGAACAUGCUUUCGUCCUUUACAAGGACCUUCCUGUUGCAAGGGGUUGCAGGCGUUGCCGAAUGCAGUGAGACUGGGUUCCCCGAGGGGUGUAGCCUGUCGGUCAUUGUCAUGACGUGCGUGGCAUACUUGGCGCACGAAGUGCUGAGCACAGAUGGCACAUGCCCCUUUGUUUUUGCUGAUAACUGGUCGUUUGCUUCCAAAACAUUUGAUGACUGCAAAGCCGCUUUUGACAUUCUGUGUCGCUUGUGCGAUGCUUUUAAACUCCGGUUGGCCCCUGAAAAGUCCUGGGUCUGGGCCACCACGCCAGAUCUCCGUAAGCGCUUGCAGAAUGUGUCCUAUGGUGGUGUUCGCAUCCCGCUGAUGUGCACCUUUGGACAGGCCUUGGUUCAAGUUUCCAAGUCGGAGUUCAAAUCUUGGCGCGCUGCCGCUGCAAAGGCGCUGGGCUUCAACAGGCCAGGCCUUUUUGAAAAAUUGCACCAACUGCCGGAAACUGUGUGGCGAUUCGGUUUGGUUCCCUUAGUUGCAGACACAUGGCCUCUCUUGGUGCGAUUGCGUGCCGCGCCUUUGUGUUUCCAGCAUCCUACUGCUUGCAACGCGCUGCACAUUUUUGUUGAUGGGUCUUGCUACUGGCCUAAUCGCAAGCUGUCCUCUGUUGCAGCGUCUGCUGCGGUCAUCGCAAACAUGAGUUGCAAGGGUGAGGGCGUUGUCCAUUCCAGUGUUUUGCCUGGGUGUGAACAAACCAACGAUCGCGCAGAGGUAUAUGCCAUCGUGCUUGCGCUCCAACUUUCGAAGCAAUGCACCAUCUAUUCUGAUUGCAAGUAUGCUGUUGAUGCAGCCCAAGAGCGCAUUGACCACUUGCAUAAAGGUUCCCGCCCGCCUCUCAUGAAGCACAUGGAUUUGUGGGAGGUUUUUGACUUGCUAGUGGCUGAUAGGGAGGAGGGUGCGGUGGUCUUCGUUAAGGUCAAAGCACACUUGGAUCUUACAUCCGCCCUCCCGCCCUUCCUUGAUAUGUGUCGUCAUUAUAACAACUUGGCAGAUUCUGCGGCGAAACACGCAGUGCGUAACGCGGAACUUUUCUCGUUCAGCCAGCUGCUUGUGAUGAACGCCAAGCAAGAAGAGAUGAUUAAUGUGGUAAAGCAAUACCAUGCCUUUUUGAUUCAGUGUGCUCGCUUUGAGUUUGCCAAAUCAGCAGAUGCUCGUGCGACGCCGCGGUUUGAGAUCUCGGUGUUGGAUGUUUCCAGCGCUUGUUUCUCACACCAGGCGCUUGUUGAAGAUGACGCGUUGAGGCAUUGCCCGUACUCCCAAGCGUUUGCCCGUGCACUCCUGGCCUGGGCUAAUGAGCUCCAGUGGGCCUGCAAUCAUACACAUGCUGACACAUCCAUGACUGAACUCCUUGUCAACUUCAUCUUCAGCACGGGGUUGCGACCGCCCGUCAACAUUAACAAAUUUCGUGCCAAGAAAAG